AUGAACCAGCUUGCUGAGUGGAGGAUUUAUAGAGGGCUGGACAACGCUGGCAAGACCACUAUUGUCAAGAGGAUCAUGAACGAAGAUGUCACCACAGUCAGCCCAACGCUGGGGUUUAUCAUUAAAUCGAUUGACUUUCAAGGCUACAAAUUGAACAUAUGGGAUGUUGGAGGGCAAAAGACGCUGCGAUCUUACUGGAGAAACUAUUUCGAGAAGACGGAUGCACUGAUCUGGGUGGUUGAUGCCACGGAUCGUAUGAGGAUUGAUGACUGUCGAGGGGAGCUUGCUGGACUUCUACUGGAGGAGCGGCUUACGGGCGCAAGUUUGCUUGUCUUCCUGAACAAGACCGAUAUCGAGGGCGGUAUGAGUGAAACUGAGGUUCGAGAGGGGUUGCAGCUCGAUGCGAUUAGGACGCACAAGUGGACGAUAUUUCCGUGCAGCGCCAUGACGGGCCAUAAUCUGAACGAGGGCCUUGAAUGGGUGGUGCAAGAUGCAAAGGACAGGCUCUUUUUGUACUAA
Molecule: messenger RNA, 519 nt
Organism: Paracoccidioides brasiliensis Pb18
Exons: 5
Coding region: 1-519 (172 amino acids)
Biological process (GO): protein folding
Cellular component (GO): microtubule cytoskeleton; cytoplasm
Molecular function (GO): GTPase activity; GTP binding
Source: RefSeq, a predicted model, not a curated record